This is a messenger RNA of Peromyscus eremicus (cactus mouse), 825 nucleotides long. RefSeq lists its product as uncharacterized. The coding region runs from base 1 to 825 and encodes 274 amino acids. The record is from RefSeq and is a predicted model, not a curated record. NCBI's taxonomy places the organism in Eukaryota, Metazoa, Chordata, Mammalia, Rodentia, Cricetidae. The transcript has 3 exons.
AUGACUAUGCUCCUGCUAUCCUGGAAAACCCUUCUCUUGCACCCCGUCAGGUCACCCAGAGCCGGUGUGCGGGCCUCCCUGUGCCCUUCCUUCUUCUGCCCGCAGGCGUCGGGAGCGGCGCGGGGCUCGGGACUGCCCCAGCGCGCGGCGCUGAUUGGCAGAGCGGGCGCCGCCGUCCAGGAAACGGCUCGGGUUUCAGCGGGGGGCGUGACCCUCCCGAGGAGGCUGCGGCGGCGGCGCGGGCGGCGCGGGGAGAGCGCCGGGAGAGGCGAGCGGCGGCGGCGGGCGCGGAACGGGCGCACGAACGAUCGGGUGCGCGGCCGCACGAGCUCCGGCGCCGGGGCUGCCUGCGCGUCCCUGGCCCGGCGUGGCGACUGCUCUCCGGGCUGGCGGGGGCCGGGCGUGAGCCCCCGGGCCUCAGCGUUCCUGCGUGCUGCGAGUGUUCGCCACUCGCCAGCAAAGUUUGGAGUAGGCAACGCCAAACCCCAGUCCUUUCUUCUCGCUGCCCAGAUCCGAGGGCAGCGCUGGCGUCAUGUCCUCGCUGUUCUGCGAUCCGGGGCGUGCGUGAAGCCUCGGAACCUUGGCGCCGGCUGCAAACCAAGGGAUCCUUUUCUUUUUGGAGUUUUCCUCCGAGCUCAUCGUCUGCUCCAUCCCGACCCACUCCGGGCUCCAGCACAGCACCGAGCGCGGAGGAGCGCUGCCGUUCAAGUGGCGGCAGCAGCAGCAACAGCAGCAGCAGCAGCAGCAGCAGCAGCAGCCGCGCCGCAGCCGCCUGAGCACAGCCACGCCACAGCGCUCUGGCUCCUGAGCCCCCCCGUGGGCUGA